Molecule: messenger RNA, 180 nt
Organism: Chondrus crispus (carragheen)
Lineage: Eukaryota; Rhodophyta; Florideophyceae; Gigartinales; Gigartinaceae
Exons: 1
Coding region: 1-180 (59 amino acids)
Source: RefSeq, a predicted model, not a curated record
AUGGUCGGGGUUAUUCUUGGAGAAACGCAGGUGUUCAAAAUGCUAUCCAAAAGGGUGAUUUUUGAACGGCAAGAAGGUGCUCGCUCGAUGAUCGAAAGAUGGCAGGUGUUCUAUCGACAGACUGUAGCGGCAACUGCGCUCGAGGGUGGAAACAGCCGUUGUGGAAGAGUACGCAGGUGA